CCACGUUGCACCACGACUUCCAAUUGACUUACUGCAGCCUCUGCCCCAUUCCAUCCGUUUCACUCACAGAGUGGUGGUCGCUGGAACGUUUGUUGCCCAAUUAUUUAUCUCACGACCGCCGCGUAUGCCAAUAAUGCGUCCACUGUGGAAGCGCCAUCUAACCAUAGGACGUGGUCUAACUUCCGGCCCGAGUUAAAUGUUGGGUUGUAGAACGAUCGGCCCGUCACUUGUCUGUUAACGCAUGCAGCACCAAAAACACUAACAGAGGUGGGAGCUGUGCCCAAUGGCUCCAUUUCAUAUCCUACUCGCGCGAGAUUUGCUUGCAUCUGUCUCGACGUCGAGAACGAUCGCCAUCUUUUCCCCUUCACGGAUCCGGCGUCGUCGUUGCACGGUUUCCCCGAUCUGUGAGAGAAGGGCAUUCAAUUCGAGGUUGCACCAUCGCCGUCAUCGUCAUCAUCAUCUGUGAAAGAUGAUGACGUUAAUGCCCCUUCCUUCGCGUGAUCAUCGUCAUCGUCGUCGUCGGUGUCGGUUGGAAGGACGGUUCUUAUGGAGGGAGGUCCUUCAAACCCAUGAAGGAUGAUCAUGGUUUUCUGGGGUACUUCAAUUUUUCUAGACCAACAUAGGUUCCCUUAUAUUAUGAAGACGAGGAUUUGGUGUUUCUUAAACCUUGUGAAGGAUGAUAAAGCUAAGCCCUAAAGUAUCUAAGAUGUACCUCGAGGAGCACGAGAACAAUCCUGAUACGGAUCGAAGUGAGACCUUGGAGCAUUUCAUCAAGUCACAUGGAUAUUCUGAGCUAUUUAUGAGGGCUUAUCUUAUUCCAAUCUGUGCUUCUAUCUGGUCAUGCCUUUCAGAAGGAGUAUUGCAUUUUUCAGCUUAUUCUGUCCUUUCUUUUUGCCGUAACCAUCACCUUCUUCAGCUCUUUGGCCGCCCCCAGUGGCUUACUGUCAAGUCACGUUCACAUUGUUAUGUCAACCGGGUUAGAGAAGAACUGGAAAAUAGAUCUUGUAAAAUUAAAACAGGAUGUGCUGUGCAGUCCGUUCUGAGGACUGAUGAAGUUUCUGGCCCUACAGCAGGUUGUUGUGUGUUGGCAGCAGACCACUCAGAAGAAAUAUAUGAUGGGUGCAUAAUUAGCAUCCAUGCCCCAGAUGCUUUGAAGCUUCUAGGAACACAAGCAACAUACGAUGAGUCAAGGAUACUUGGUGCUUUUCAGUACGUCUACAGUGAUAUUUAUCUUCAUCGUGACAAAAGUUUGAUGCCCCAAAACCCAUCAGCAUGGAGUGCUCGGAACUUUCUUGGAACCACACAGCAUGGUGUAUGUGUUACAUAUUGGUUAAAUGUGUUACAGAAUCUAGGUUCUACUGGUCGCCCAUUUCUUGUAACUCUGAAUCCUCCUCGUAUUCCGAAGCACAAGUUACUUAAAUGGUACACUAGCCAUCCUUUCCCGUCAGUUGCAGCCUCAAAAGCUUCUCUUGAGCUAGAUAAAAUUCAAGGAAAAAGAACAAUAUGGUUUUCUGGAGCAUACCAAGGCUAUGGCAUUCAUGAGGAUGGAUUAAAGGCUGGCAUUGUUGCUGCAAAUACUGUGCUUGAAAAGGACUCUAACCUGUUGAGGAACCCAAAGCAUAUGGUACCAUCAUUGAUGGAAUGUGGAGCAAGAUUUCUUGUCACUAGAUUUCUUAAAACUUACAUCUCAACUGGUUGCUUAACGUUGCUAGAGGAAGGUGGCACCAUAUAUGUAUUUGUAGGAAACAGCAAAAAGAAUUGCUAUAAGUCUGUCCUUAGAGUGCAUCAUCCCUUGUUCUAUUGGAAGAUUGCUUCAGAAGCUGAUUUAGGCCUUGCAGAUGCUUAUAUAAAUGGAUACUUCUCUUUUGUUGAUAAAGAGGAAGGCCUUCUGGAUCUGUUUAUGGUUCUAAUUGCCAACAGGGAUCUUAGAAAUUCCACUCGGAAGAAUAUGAGAGGUUGGUGGACGCCAUUACUUUUGACAGCUGGAGUUGCUUCCGCAAGAUACUUUUUGUGGCACAUCUCGAGACGGAACACUAUAACACAAGCUCGUCAGAACAUCUCUCGUCAUUAUGAUCUGAGUAAUGACUUCUUCUCUCUAUUUUUGGAUGAGACAUUGACAUAUUCCUCUGCAAUUUUCAAGACAGAGCAUGAGGAUUUGAAACUUGCCCAACUACGCAAAAUCUCUCUUUUAAUUGAAAAGGCUCAAAUCAAUGACAAGCAUGAAGUUCUUGAGAUUGGUUGUGGUUGGGGAAGUUUAGCGAUUGAGGUUGUUAAGCAAACUGGUUGCAGAUACACAGGAAUUACCUUGUCUGACGAGCAGCUAAAGUAUGCUAAAAGAAGAGCAAAAGAAGCUGGACUAGAGGAUCACAUUAACUUUGUGCUGAUCGACUAUCGCCAACUACCAAAUUAUCACAAAUAUGACCGAAUCAUAUCUUGUGAAAUGAUUGAAGAAGUAGGUCAUGAAUACAUGGAGCAGUUCUUUGGUUGUUGUGAAUCUCUUCUCGCUGAAGAUGGCAUAUUUGUCCUCCAGUUCAUAUCAAUCCCAGAUGAACGCUAUGAUGAAUACAGGAGAAGCUCUGACUUCAUUAAGGAAUACAUCUUUCCAGGAGGAUGUCUUCCUUCUUUGAGUAGAAUAACAACAGCUAUGGCUACGUCAUCUAGAUUCUGUAUUGAGCACCUUGAAAAUAUCGGCAUUCAUUACUACCAAACACUUCGAUGCUGGAGGAAUAAUUUCUUUGCGAACAAGGAACAAAUUCUUGCCAUGGGAUUUGAUGAGAAGUUUUUCCGCACAUGGGAGUAUUAUUUCAUGUACUGCGCCGCUGGUUUUAAAUCAUGUACGCUUGGAGAUUAUCAGAUAGUGUUUUCUCGUCCUGGUAACUUGAGAGCUUUUGGUGAACCAUUCAACAGCAUUCCCGCUACCUGUCGUUGAUUUUAUAUGUUCGUUUGGUUUGUCGGUGUUGUAAAUUAUUAUGAUUACCCAGAAAAGACGCUCUUCAUUUUCCA
This is a messenger RNA of Musa acuminata AAA Group (dessert banana), 3003 nucleotides long. RefSeq lists its product as uncharacterized. Gene Ontology annotation, molecular function: oxidoreductase activity; methyltransferase activity. NCBI's taxonomy places the organism in Eukaryota, Viridiplantae, Streptophyta, Magnoliopsida, Zingiberales, Musaceae. The record is from RefSeq and is a predicted model, not a curated record. The transcript is spliced from 24 exons. Bases 677 to 2929 code for a protein of 750 amino acids.